Messenger RNA from Alosa alosa (allis shad), 1130 nucleotides. Its product is annotated as chemerin-like receptor 1. Gene Ontology annotation, molecular function: complement receptor activity; G protein-coupled receptor activity. Bases 1 to 1050 code for a protein of 349 amino acids. The record is from RefSeq and is a predicted model, not a curated record. Gene Ontology annotation, biological process: chemotaxis; inflammatory response; phospholipase C-activating G protein-coupled receptor signaling pathway. The transcript has a single exon. Gene Ontology annotation, cellular component: plasma membrane. NCBI's taxonomy places the organism in Eukaryota, Metazoa, Chordata, Actinopteri, Clupeiformes, Clupeidae.
AUGGGUGAAGGAAUAAAUGGAACACUCGAUUUAUUGGCCCAUGAUGGACCUGAUAAUUAUACAGAUUUAUAUGAAAUUGAAUUUAGCAAUUCUGAUGGAUAUACAUAUGAUCCUGAGCCUGAACCACCUGCUAGUCUGUCCUGUGAUGUACUGUGUGCUUUUGUCCUGGCAUCAAAUAUCAUCAUCUUCAUUCUGGGCAUCGUGGGAAAUGGCCUUGUCAUUUGGAUCAUUGGUAAGACAAAGCGCACGGUCAACUCCUCAUGGUACCUGAGCUUGGCAGUGUCUGACUUCUUGUUCUGCACGACUGUCCCUUUCAACGGUGUCUAUAUGGCAACUGGACACUGGCAUUUUGGACUUUUCAUGUGUAAGUUCAUAUCUGUGGCCUUCCCCCUUAACAUGUACAGCAGCAUUUUCCUCCUGCUUGUCAUCAGUGUGGACCGGUGCAUGUGUGUCGUAUUUCCUGUGUGGACUCAGAACCACCGUACUCUGAGAAGGUCUUCUGCCAUCAUCGUCCUGGUCUGGAUUGUCUCUGCACUGCUAACUCUACCCUCCCUAGUUUUUCCUACUACACAGACUAUAAAAGAUCAGACCAAAUGCAUCCAUGAUCAUAAUUCCACAGCAUUUUCCCGUGAAAGUGUGGUGUUGAUUGGUUUUGUAUUUGGACUUGCCAUCCCUCUGAUGGUCAUUGUGAUCUGCUACUCUGUCAUUAUGCUGAAGCUGAGAGCCAGUCGUAUGAUGAGAUCCUCCAAGCCCUUUAAGGUGAUGACCGCUGUCAUAAUAACAUUUGUGAUGUGCUGGCUUCCUUUCCAAAUCUUUCGGCUGAUGGAAGUCUACUAUGCGUCAUAUUCUGGUGCACUGUUGAAGACAGGGAUUCAAGUAACAAUCACUAUAGCCUAUGCCAACAGUUUCAUGAACCCAAUUUUGUAUUCAUUCAUGGGUCAGGACUUCAGGAAUAAAUGCCUGAUGUCUAUCCUUUCGAGGAUGGAAAGUGCCUUGCAGGAGGAAGACCGUUCCACAAAAGCUAUGUCCAUGUCAAAAUCAAGCUCUUAGUAUAAAGGUGAAUAACAAUGUUGUGGAUCUAGGAAUCAAUUUGUUGUGCCAUUUCCAAAAUAGAAGAAAAUCUGUGUCUA